GCCAGGGUGGGGUCAGUGUCUCUUUUUUCCUCUGAGAGGUGACGAGCCCUCACAAAACUUUCAGUCCUUCACUCCUUUAUUUUUUUUAUCGUCUCUCGUUUACACUGAUCGUUUUUUGUAGUCAUGACUAGCACCACUGCUUGCACACCUCCUCGCAGAUCUACUCUCUCUAUCAAGGAGUUCAGCCAUCUCAUCAGCGAGUCUCUCGACAUGUCGCAUUACUCGUCUCCGUAUAACUUAGAAAAACUUGGAAAUGGGAGCUCGGAAAAACGAAAGUCUUCACCCUUCCAGCGUGUCUUUUUGCGUCCAUCACCUGUCUCUACCUCCGCGGGAGACCGUUCUUCCCCCGAGAAGAACACAGAAGACACGCCAGCCACUCCGCGCAGAAUAGGUUUUCCCUGGCCCUUCUCUCGUGGCUCUCCUAGCAAGCGCUCUUUUCAUUACGAACCGAACGGCCCUGACAUGUCUAACGAACAAAAACCUCCGGACCCUGUAGAUACAUUGGAGGUCUACAGGGAAUCCCAUUUCGCAGCUUCUUCGAGUUCCCUCGUGGCAGGCUCAACAUCUAGUUUGGGGUCUCUCAUCCCUGCUAAUGAACUGCGUUUUUCGCCCACACCUCGAGACCACUCUUUUGACGACAGCCACCGCUCACUUAGAGAAUCCACUUCAUCUCCCAUCACCUUCGCUAGACCAAACUCGCCAGCGCGUACUACGGAUUAUGUCACCGCACCAGCUUUACAAUCACUCUAUGGUAAUAAAUCAUCUUCCGCCAGUAUCAGUUCAUCAGGUACCGAAGUAGUGGAAAUUGGCAUCGCGAUAUCAAGUGAAGACUAUGUCCGCAACGGCACCGACGUGCCUUCACCUUCUACUCAGAGCGAAAGUGAAUCCGAGGACGACCCUACUCCCCGUGCUUCCACGUUCAGCAGUGGUGUUAUCGCUCCCGCUUCCCCAAACGUUGGUGAUUCCCUCACUCUGACACAGCGCAGGCGCCUUCAGGCACUGUCGUUGAUAUUGCCUCCUCACGGUGUGCAGUUAAACGAGAUACCUGAUCAAGAGACCGACACAACGAGCGUAUCGUCUUACACACCGAUUGCACAACCCAUACCAAUGACUCCGAUGCAAAAUCCUGUCCCAAUCGUAUUGACGACUCCACCUUCUGAUACCACUCCAGUUGUAUUUUGUGGAGUUACAACUAGGAUGUCGCCAUCAUUAUCGAGGCCGCCCUCCUCCCAAGGUUCACUGAAUUCCGCUUAUUCUGGCGGAGGUCGCGCGAGGUCAACAUCAAGAGGCACAAGGUCACCACCCCCAUUGCUUCCCGGCCCGCCGCCAAGUGGGCCACUACCUGCCGUACCAGCUGUAGAGCCCUUAAAGUCGCCAGUACCGCAAGUAUUCCUAUCGAGUCCUGAAGUCUCGGUCCCAGUUUCGGCAUCCUCACCUAUGUCUUCCCAGCUUUCCUUAUUCCCUCCUGUCCCGCCGCUCCCGCCAGCGCUUAAAUCGAAACAAUCGAUAUUGGCCAUGCAACUCCCUUUACCAAACUCGGGCUCGAGUAGUACUGCUGUUACUAACAAACUUCAACCCCAAGGACAGGUGCAACAAACACAGGGACGGGCGCAAUCACCCCCUAGGUCGCCCUCGAAGCAAACACAGUUCCAGACCCAGUCGCCUCCCGGUGCACUUCGUCUUCCUUCAAGGAUGUGUGGAGGGGCAGUGUAUGACCCAGACGGUUUUGCACCAUCAAACUCAGGGCCUGGAUUACUUCCGAGCCCACCUGCAACCCCAACUAGGGCUAUUAAACGGGCCAGUGCACCUGGAUCGUCAUCCAAGAUGGGUCCCUGCAUGCCGUCGCAGUCGACGACGGAUACCCCUGGGUUGGCGCCUCCUCGCUCGCUGAGACGACCAACUAGUCUUGGCGUUGGAAUUCUCGAGGCAGCGUCUGUUGCUGCUGCUGUUGGAAAUACUACUGUAGAUGGCGAUUCUGCACAGGGAAAUGUGAGAAGAACGAAAAGUAUCCUACUGUUGGGAUCGAGGAGCAAGUUUGCAUUUCCGUUUGGCUCAGGCAGUUCUUGCACCAGUCGCAAUACUACGACAGGUGUCGGGAUGCAGAAGAGGGUGCAAAUACGCGCUGAGAGUGGGGAAUGGCCAAGAUGAAGCGGAGACGGACGGGAGGCAUGGCUAUGGUUGUGUGGGCGUUGGAAUAGGUGCAGUGAUUGGUGGAGAGAAGGAGGUGAAGGAAAAGGAUGCGAAUGCAGUAAAGAAGGGUAGAAGAAGGUCUGCUCUGGGAUUGAAG
This is a messenger RNA of Pisolithus orientalis, 2287 nucleotides long. RefSeq lists its product as uncharacterized. Lineage: Eukaryota; Fungi; Basidiomycota; Agaricomycetes; Boletales; Pisolithaceae. The transcript is spliced from 3 exons. The coding region runs from base 124 to 2148 and encodes 674 amino acids. The record is from RefSeq and is a predicted model, not a curated record.